ACCCACUUUUCCUUUUUCGUUAUUAAUAUUAUUAUUAUUAUUGAUAUUGAUAAUCUCACUCUUCUAAAUCCACAUUAUUUAUUUAAUUCCCAUUGCAUCUUCUACUCUUCAUUUCGCUUCUCUCUCUGUCUCUUUCGUUUUCCUCAAUCUUCUUCUUCCUCCUCCUCUCUGCAACUCACAAAACAAAAUCUUCAUCAACGAUCUGAAUUUUGAGGGCAAUAAAUAAGAAAAAGAUCCAAAUGGGUUCGGUUCCUGCAGAACUGAGCUUGGAUUUAAGACCUACUUUUGUUCCCAAAACCAUCACUGAUUUCCUCUACGACCUCUCCACAAUCCCAUGUGCCCCCGAUAAGCUCUCAAGGCUCAACGAUUUCCUCGCCCGAUUGGAAGACGAGCUCAGAAAGAUCGACGCUUUCAAACGCGAGCUCCCUCUCUGCAUGCUCCUCUUAAACGACGCAAUUUUAGCUUUGAAGGAGGAAUCGGAAAAAUGCAGGCCUCAUAAUUCUCUGCCAGUGUUGGAAGAGUUUAUUCCCUUAAAGAAAGAAUGUGAUCAGAUUGAGGAAAACAAUAACAAGGACAAUGAAUGCAGAGAUAAGAAGAAUUGGAUGAGUUCUGUUCAGCUCUGGAACAACACUACUACAAAUAAUGUCUCUGAUAAAAAACAACAACAUCAUAAAUCAGAAACCAAGAUAAAUGAAGAAGAAGGGCAAUCUGUGGCCGAGGACCCUUUCCAAUCUUGUAGCAAUAGAAAUGGAGGAAGGGCUUUUAUGCCUUUCUCCACUUACCCUUCUGUCCCUACCACAACAGUGGCACUGACAGCAACCAAAGAAGAGAAGGAAGGCACUGUUUUGAAUAGACUCUCUCUUCUAACCCCUGGGGUUAAAAGCUUGAGGGGAUCCAGAACCAGCUCCAACAGGGUAGUUCCUUCAUCUCCUCCUCCUAUUCUCCACACAAGCUUGCGUGCAGGAUCGCUUCAGCAGCAACAAAAUUCUAGAAAACAAAGGAGAUGCUGGUCGCCAGAGUUGCACCGUCGAUUUGUUAAUGCCUUGCAGAAGUUAGGAGGUUCUCAAGUGGCAACACCAAAGCAAAUUAGAGAACUCAUGCAGGUUGAUGGCCUGACCAACGAUGAAGUGAAGAGCCAUUUACAAAAAUACAGACUUCAUACGCGGAGACUUCCAGCUUCAAGUGCUAAUCAGCCUGUUGUAGUUCUUGGAGGUUUGUGGAUGUCGCAAGAUCAGUACAAUGACUCUUCAAAAGGUAGCAGUUCGGUGUCUGGUUCCCCUCAAAGUCCCCUUCAUUUAGCUUCAGGAUCACGGGGACGGACAUCCCCAACUGAGGGUGACAGCAUGGAAGACGAUGAAGAUGCAAAAUCCGAGAGUUAUAGCUGGAAAAGUCACAUUCACAGAGCUGGAAAAGUUGAUGUAUAGAUACUCUCCACCAUGAAAUUUUGCAGAUAAAGUAUACAUGGGAGGAGUUUUACAACUACAAAAGAAUAAUAUAUGAUACAUAAAAGAGGGUCAACGCAGAGAGAGGCUAUUGGAGUUUUUGAAGGUUUAGCUUUCCCUUUAUACUAGUUGAGUUUUGAUUAGAAACUCCGAAUUAAAACCCUUUUUCUCCACGUUAAGAAGAAGGUCAUUUUUUUUUCCAUAUCAUGAAAUUCUUUCAUUUCUUUUUGUAACAAGAACUCUGUGAUGCCCCAGAAGAUAUCAAUUAUUCCAAUGUUUAGAUGGGUCUCUGCAUGUUUUUAUUGAAUAUUGGCGUUUCAUGAUUGGACAUAAUUGCUGGAUAAUUUCUUCUCUUGCUUCUAUUUACACAAAUA
Messenger RNA from Gastrolobium bilobum, 1816 nucleotides. Its product is annotated as transcription factor HHO5-like. The record is from RefSeq and is a predicted model, not a curated record. Gene Ontology annotation, molecular function: DNA-binding transcription factor activity; DNA binding. The transcript is spliced from 5 exons. The coding region runs from base 240 to 1424 and encodes 394 amino acids. Gene Ontology annotation, biological process: regulation of DNA-templated transcription. NCBI's taxonomy places the organism in Eukaryota, Viridiplantae, Streptophyta, Magnoliopsida, Fabales, Fabaceae.